Molecule: messenger RNA, 2113 nt
Organism: Hordeum vulgare subsp. vulgare (domesticated barley)
Lineage: Eukaryota; Viridiplantae; Streptophyta; Magnoliopsida; Poales; Poaceae
Product: protein IQ-DOMAIN 31-like
Exons: 7
Coding region: 205-1830 (541 amino acids)
Molecular function (GO): protein binding
Source: RefSeq, a predicted model, not a curated record
CCUUUUUGCGCCUUCAGUGUCUCUCUCUCUCUCGCCCGAACCUCCUCCGCUCCACGCUACAGAACAAAUAGUAGGAGGGGAGCGAUCUUCUUCCGCCGCCCCGCUCGGUCCUGCAAUGGAGGCGUGACCCGUGAGCGGUGGUUGGCGCCGUAGGGGGAUAGGGAAGGUCCAAAAUUUCGGGCGUUUGAGCAGUUCUAGGCUAGCAUGGGCAAGUCCCCGGCGAAGUGGAUUAAGUCGGUGAUCCUCGGAAAGAAAUCAACCAAGUCCAGUUCCGUCAAGGCAAAGGAUUUGCCGAAGGCUGGAAACGGGAAGGAGCCUGAAUUCUCUGAUAAUUCUCCCCUGAUCUCCGAGCCGGUACUUGUUAGCUCCCACAACAAUGGAAUUGCGUCAGAAAUUUCCAACUUGCCCAAUGGGAGCGCAAUGGAAAACAUGGUUAGAAUUGGGUCUGACGUGCAAAUUAGUCCCGAGAAACUGAGAGAAGAACAAGCAGCAGUGAAGGCGCAAGCGGCUUUUCGAGGUUACCUGGCACGCAGGGCCUUCCGCGCAUUGAAAGGCAUCAUCAGACUUCAGGCACUGAUUCGAGGGCAUCUUGUAAGGAGGCAGGCUGUUUCAACCCUUCGUGCAACAUGGUUGAUUGUGAAGUUCCAAGCUCUAGUUCGUGGGAGAAAUGUUAGAUCUUCCAGUGCUGCCAUGCAGUUAGCUGUGAAGUUUGGCCAACAUAAGUAUGGGGGUGACAGGUCGUCUGAUGCAUGGAAGGAGAAGCUAUCUUCACAUCCAUAUGUUCAAAAGUUUCUGUCUUCACCAGUUUUGGUACAAGCUCUUCACGUUCAGUAUGAUGAGACGAACCCCAAUUCAGCCCACAACUGGCUGGAGAGAUGGACAAUAGGCUGCAUCUGGAAGCCUGUUUCCAAACCAAAACUAGUUGCUGAUGGGAAACCGCAAGUAAGGAAGGCCAGUUAUGCCAUGGAAACUCACUCAGCAAAGUUAAAGCGCAAUGUUCGGAAGUCUUCUGCUGCCACUGUUGAGACUCAGACAAACACCGUAGAAACUGAAAAAUGGAAAAGAAACCCACGGAAAUUCAAUGGCUCACCUGCUGAUUCAGUACCAGAUAGCCAGUUAUCUGAACUUGAGAAGGUUAAAAGGAACCUUAAGAAGGCAGCUAACUCCAUGGCUGAAGCCUCUAAGAUAUCUACAAAGGCUGAUGCCCCCAAGGCAUCCAAUUCCAUAGCUCACGAGCCGAAGAUAUUUGGUUCCAUGGCUGAACCCUCAGAAAUAUCCAGCAUACUGAACGGUAUCUCUGACCAUCAAGACAGCAAAUGCGAGAAAGCACUAGAGAGUACACGCGAGGCUCUGUUUGCACCUGAAACUCAGGAUUCUCACAGUGGCAAUCUUUUGGAAAAUUCAAAUUUGGAUAAGCUGGCAUCUGAUACAAAAUAUGAUCUAGAAACGCCAUUCUUAACUGGGGACAAAGUUAAUGAACCCACUACUGUCUCUCAAGCAGAUGAAGUGAACCUUGAUAACGGAUAUGAUAUUACAGAAAGGAAAGAAGAGACUAGGUCCAAGGAAGAACCUCUGCCUAAUGGAAGCCUUAGAACCAAGAGAAGGUCUUCGUUCUCUAAUUCAGAAUACCCGGAGAGUGGAACCAAGAAUACUCCAGUUCCAUCAAGGAAGCCAAGCUAUAUGGCUCCAACAGAAUCGUUAAAGGCAAAAUUGCGAGGACCACCCAGAUUAGAUUCUGAUCUGCCAGUGGACAAGAAUGGCUUCACUCGCCGUCAGUCUCUUCCUUCUGCUGCAAACAAUAGAGGAAUCAAAACUGAAUGGAGACGGUGAAGAGGCUAUCAAACUUCCAUCAGAAGGGUGCAUUGUUGUGGAUGAAGUCUGCUGCUGUAUACCUGUCUCUGUACUUGUUGUUCUGUCUACGUUGUAAGCAUAUGUUGUUACGCCCGUUUCGAGCUGCUUGUGAUGAUAUCUUUGGUGCUAUUUUUUUUCACGAGUUAUCUGUAGUUCCUCUGAGUGUAUUAAAAUGUAUAGCUGCAGUUAUUUGGCUCAUUUCUGUUUUGAUGACGACACAGUUUAACUGAUUGCAUUAUAAGUGCCAAAUUACAAGUCUAAA